GGCGCGGCUGCCGGCCGGCUGCUGGAGGCCCGGGGCCGGGCCCGCGCCGCGAUGGCCCUGGUGACCCUGCAGCGCUCUCCCACACCCAGCGCCGCAUCGUCCUCCGCCAGCAACAGCGAGUUGGAGGCUGGCAGCGAUGAGGAACGGAAGUUGAACCUCAGCUUGAGCGAGAGCUUUUUCAUGGUCAAAGGAGCCGCUCUCUUCCUGCAGCAGGGGAACAGCGCUCAGGGCCAGCGGAGUCUUCAGCACCCUCACAAGCAUGCAGGUGAUCUGCCUCAGCACCUUCAAGUGAUGAUCAACCUCCUACGCUGUGAAGACAGAAUCAAGCUGGCCGUGCGUCUUGAGAGCGUCUGGACCGACCGUGUCCGCUACAUGGUUGUGGUGUACACCAGCGGGCGCCAGGACACCGAGGAGAACAUUUUGCUGGGAGUUGACUUUUCCAGUAAGGAGAGCAAAAGCUGCACCAUUGGGAUGGUUCUUCGCCUGUGGAGCGACACCAAGAUCCACCUUGAUGGGGAUGGUGGGUUCAGUGUGAGCACAGCCGGCAGGAUGCACGUCUUCAAGCCCGUGUCUGUCCAGGCCAUGUGGUCUGCCCUCCAAGUGCUUCACAAGGCCUGUGAAGUGGCACGGAGGCACAACUACUUCCCUGGUGGGGUGGCGCUCAUCUGGGCCACCUACUAUGAGAGCUGCAUUGGCUCUGAGCAGAGCUGCAUCAAUGAGUGGAAUGCCAUGCAGGAUCUGGAGUCCACGAGACCCGACUCCCCAGCCCUGUUUGUGGACAAGCCAACUGAGGGGGAAAGAACUGAGCGUCUCAUUAAAGCCAAGCUCCGGAGCAUCAUGAUGAGCCAGGACCUUGAAAAUGUGACUUCUAAGGAAAUCCGCAAUGAGCUGGAGAAGCAAAUGAACUGUAACCUGAAAGAAUUCAAGGAGUUCAUCGAUAACGAGAUGUUGCUUAUCUUGGGCCAGAUGGACAAACCCUCCCUUAUCUUCGACCAUCUUUAUCUUGGUUCCGAGUGGAAUGCAUCCAAUCUGGAAGAGCUGCAGGGCUCAGGGGUUGACUACAUUUUAAAUGUCACUAGAGAAAUAGACAAUUUUUUCCCUGGCUUAUUUGCAUACCAUAACAUCCGAGUCUACGAUGAGGAGACCACAGACCUCCUCGCCCACUGGAAUGAAGCCUAUCAUUUUAUAAACAAAGCGAAAAGAAAUCAUUCCAAGUGCCUGGUCCAUUGCAAAAUGGGCGUCAGCCGAUCUGCAUCCACGGUCAUAGCCUAUGCGAUGAAGGAAUUUGGCUGGCCUCUGGAGAAAGCGUAUAACUAUGUGAAGCAGAAGCGUAGCAUCACGCGGCCCAACGCAGGCUUUAUGAGGCAGCUGUCUGAGUAUGAAGGCAUCCUGGAUGCAAGUAAGCAGCGGCACAACAAGCUGUGGCGCCAGCAGCCUGCAGAUGACCCUGCAGCAGAGCCCAGCGAGCUCUUGCCAGAGACCCUGGAUGAUGCCCUGGACACCCGGCUGCCGUGCUUGGAUGACACCACCCAGCCCGGGCUUGCAGGAAGCCAGGCCCCAGGAGGACCCUCUCUCCCUUGUUGUUUCCGAAGACUCUCAGAUCCCCUUCUCCUCCCCCAUCACGAUGCCGCAGGCAGCCUGGUCCACCUAGAGGAUCUGGAGCAGGAUGCUCUGCUGGAGGACGCCGCUCAGCCAGUGGAGGUGCACAGACUGGUCCAGCAUUCCCAAGAAGGAGCCAGGCACUGUGAGAAGGAUGUGAAGAAGAAGCUAGACUUCAGGAGCCCCAAAGCCCGCGGUGGCUCCUUGCCACAGGCGGGGGAGAUGGAGAAGAAGUGUGACCAGAGAGCUGGGAGGUGGAGGCGGGCCUCCACCCAGCUUGACCAGGAAAACCUAAACAAUAACAACAGCAAGAGGAGCUGCCCCGAUGACUUUGAGCACGAUGCUGUGUUUGGAAUCCUCAGUAAAGUGAAGCCUUCCUACACAUCCUGUGCUGACUGCAUGUACCCUGUUGGCGGGGCUCCUGAGGCCUCCACAGAACAGCACGAAGACCCCAGUGCUCCCGCCAUCUGCACCCAGCCAGCCUUCCUGCCCCAUGGCGCAUCUUCCCCUAUGGUCCACACGAGCUGCAGGUCCCAAGCUCCAGAGAGGCUGGCCUCUGGUCCAGCCAGCGCUCCUCCAUUCCUACUACCAGCAGGCUCGAGGAAGCCAGUCAUCAGUGGCUCUGGAACUGGGGCUUCCCCAGAACCACCAGCAAGCCUUCUAGAGCCUUCAAGAGAAACCUCAAAAAUCCUUCCAAAGUCACUCCUGUUAAAGAAUUCUCACUGUGAUAAGAACAUCGCCAACAUGGAAGCAAUGAAGGAAGAAUUGUCAACUAAGAAAGAAACGAAGCCAGCUAAGGACCUGAGGCUUCUGUUCAGUAAUGAGGCAGAGAAGCCGAGCACUAAUAGCUACCUGAUGCAGCAUCAGGAGUCCAUCAUCCAGCUGCAGAAGGCGGGCCUGGUUCGAAAGCACACCAAAGAACUAGAGAGGUUGAAGAGUCUGCCUUCAGACCUACCGUCUACCUGCAGGGACAAUGCCACCAGCAGGCUGGAGGCUAGCAUCCCUGAGGAGGGCCAAGAGCCUGGACACCUAGCCCUGUGCAGCCAAGCAGGGGCUGAUGAGAAACCUCCAGAAGGAGCCUUGGUGAAGAGCCCGACUCCUACCCUCCUCCGCCUAGAUCACACCAGUAACUUCUCAAAAGACUUCCUGAAGACCGUGUGCUACACCCCCACCUCCUCCUCCAUGAGUUCCAACCUGACCCGGAGCUCCAGCAGCGACAGCAUCCACAGUAUCCGAGGAAAGCCAGGCCUUGUGAAGCAGCGGGCACAGGAGAUCGAGACACGACUCCGGCUGGCGGGUCUCACUGUGUCGUCCCCACUGAAACGUUCCCACUCCCUCGCCAAGCUGGGAAGUCUCAACUUCUCCACGGAGGACCUGUCCAGUGAGGCUGACACUUCCACCAUCGCCGACUCACAGGAUGCCAAGUACGGUCACUCUUCCUUCUUGCACGAACCGCAGGCCACUCUGAGGGACCCCACUGCAGCCUGUAAACCAUCAGGGAAAUCUGUCCCAGAAAACUUGAGAAGCUGAGCAGCAUUCCGCCAUGCGGGCGGAGGUUCUCACGGUGUCCUGGUCACACACGUCACACACGUCUUGAUUUGCGUUAGCUUCAGUUAUCCAGGCUUUCCUCACUCUUGCCAAAGAGCAGGGGGGACAAAGAAGUAACACCGCACACAUGAAGGAGACCCAGAACGGGCUUGGGCACCUGGAGACUCAGCUAGGAGACAGCACUGAGCCUCAAGCCCUGUCUGUGGGAAGAUAUGGACACACAGGCUGGGGCUGUGUCUUGGUUGUUAGAGUCUUGCCCACCCUGCACCAUGCCCUAGGUUUCAUCCCCAGCACCCCAUGAAACCAGGCAUGGUAGGACACCCCUAUAAUCCCAUUACUGAAGUUGGAGGCAUUUGGAAGUUUGAAGUCAUUCUCAGCUAUGUAGUGAGUUUAGACCAGCCUGGUGGAGAGAAGAUAAGUCUGUACAUACAAAAUAUUUUAAUGUGCAGCCUGUGAGAGAAGAGCCAUGGUAAUGUCUCUGCAGCCCAUGUCCCCAGUUCGUUCCUGCCCUCAAGGGAGAAUUCUCAGAUAACAACACAAGUUCUACCUCUGUUCUCACUGUGUGUUUUUAAAAUAGUAAUGACCCAGACUCGUUCUGAGGAACAAUGCUGUGUCUGAAAAGGGUUUUUCCAAGAGAAUCGUGGGGGGGUUGGAGGGUGAGGUCCCCCCAAAGUGUCAAGACUUUGAACCUGACCAUCCCAGGUACAGUUGUGUGACAUCAUCAGAGGAAAGCACUGAGUGGCAGUCGUCUGUGUGACCCUCCGUCCUGGCACCUAUGGUGGGGAUGUGGGGCCUUCAGUCAGCUUCUAGCAUCGAGCUUCCAUCACUCAGUCAUGAGGAAGGACUCCAGGCAUCGCUGUGCCACCUCUGCUGCUAACAAGACAUUGUUAUGUUUGGGAUUGGGAUGAGCUCAUGUCCAUGAGGUUGUGGGUCUGGGGUGUGGAUCGUCCUACUGAGACACUGUGGCCAUCCCCUGCCCUCUCACACCAGGCUUGUUAGGUGCCAUCUCUACAUCCGGUGAGAGGAAGGUCAUGUCAGUAACGGGAUACUCUCGGGGGCCCUCUCCAGGAGCCACUGUUGGAGUGGUGGGUCUGUUGACAAAGCCUCACAGAUGUUUGCAUGCAUCUCUUCCUGCAGGGCGAGUACUCCCUCCUGUCCAAAUGAUGCUCCCUCUUCUCCAGCUCCCCCAUACGGGCCACAACACAGGUGUUAGCACAGGUUAGCUCAAUGCAGCAGGAGGCCAGGGCUCUGGGUUCAAAUCAGGCACCUUAACUGGUGCCCAUAAAGAAGACAGUGACUGCAGGAUGCCAGGAGGGAGGGAGGGCCUGGUUUGGUGAUUGGCAGACUAGGAUGUGCCACCCUGUGAGCUGAGCAUGACUUCUCCUCUGAUUUAUUUUGUUUCUGCUGUGGAAAUGGUGUAUUGGGGGUUUGGGUUUUUUGAGAUU
This is a messenger RNA of Microtus ochrogaster (prairie vole), 4592 nucleotides long. It is a transcript of the gene Ssh1, whose product is annotated as slingshot protein phosphatase 1. Lineage: Eukaryota; Metazoa; Chordata; Mammalia; Rodentia; Cricetidae. Gene Ontology annotation, biological process: negative regulation of actin filament polymerization; protein dephosphorylation. The record is from RefSeq and is a predicted model, not a curated record. Gene Ontology annotation, molecular function: actin binding; phosphatase activity.